AAUCAUCGUGCCUUACCUGACCACGUGCCAAUGGCUCAGAAAUCGGAUCAGUCCAACGAAGUCGAACUACAUCUCGAGCACGUCGACAAAGCUCACAUCAGCCACGAGCUCUUCCAUCCCGACCCUUCCAUCUCGGCGCACGCGCACGUCAGCAGCCUCAAGCAGUACCAAGAACUCCACCAUCGCUCUCUCGUCAAUCCUGUCGGCUUCUGGACCGAAUUGGCCAAGGAGUUUUAUUGGAAACGGCACUGGAGCUCCACCGCUCUCUCAUGUUGGAAUUUCGACCGUCGCGCAGGAAAAAUCAGCAUAGGCUGGUUUACAGACGCGAAAACAAAUAUCUGUUACAAUGUGCUUGAUUAUCAAAUCAAGAAGAAGAAUGCGGGCGACCGCGUCGCUUACUAUUGGGAGGGAAAUGACCCGGAUGAUAGUAGGGUUGUGACGUAUGCGGAAUUGUUGAAGGAGGUGUGCAAGUUUGCGAACGUUUUGAAGGCGCAGGGUGUGAAGAGAGGAGAUCGUGUCGCGAUUUAUAUGCCGAUGGUGAUUGAGUUGGUCGUUGCGAUGUUGGGAUGUGCUCGUAUUGGGGCGGUUCAUUCAGUUGUGUUUGGUGGCUUUUCUGCUGAUUCGCUAGCCGAUCGAAUGUUUGAUGCGACGUCUGAGAUUCUGAUCACUGCUGAUGGUGUAUUUCGAGGCACCAAACUAAUCAACUUGAAAAGCAUCGCCGACUCGGCAGUCGCCAAAUGCAAAGACAAAGGAUUUGAGGUGAAGCGUUUAAUUGUUUAUAAGAAUUUGGGAGACAAGUUGACGGCACAUCUUGAUGCUGAUACUUUGGCUGGUGAUAAGUCGCCACCGUCGAAGAGAGUCCGUCAGUUGUCGUGGGAUUCUCACAUCGACGUGUGGUGGCAUGAGGUCAUGAGUACGGCAAGCGAUGAGUGUGAGCCUGUGUGGGUCAAUGCCGAAGAACCACUUUUCAUGCUUUACACGAGCGGGUCGACAGGCAAGCCGAAGGGUGUGGUGCACACGUCGGGAGGAUAUUUAGUCUACACGGCAACAACUUUCAAAUACUCAUUCGACUACCACCCCGAGGACAUAUUCUGGUGCACUGCAGACAUUGGCUGGAUCACCGGCCACUCAUACAUCACAUACGGACCUCUAGCCAAUGCAGCAACAAGUGUGAUGUUUGAAGGCGUUCCCACGUAUCCUGGACCCGAUCGUUUCUGGGCUAUCGUGGCCAAGUAUCGUGUGAGUAAGUUCUAUACAGCUCCGACUGCGAUUCGUGCGUUGAGAAAAUUUGGUGACGAUCACGUUAAGAAACACGAUAUUUCCUGCCUGAAAGUGAUUGGCACCGUCGGCGAACCAAUCAACCCUGAUGCCUGGCAUUGGUAUUAUGAGGUUGUUGGCAACAAGAAAUGUUCCAUUCCUGACACAUACUGGCAGACAGAAACCGGGGGUCAUAUGAUUACGCCAUUGCCAGGUGCCACACCUAUGAAAGCGGGUUCUGCUGGUUUUCCGUUCUUUGGCGUUGUUCCUAUUCUUGUUGACAAGCAAGGUGAAGAACUGAGAGGCGAAACAGAAGGAUAUCUUUGCAUCAAACAGCCGUGGCCUGGCAUAAUGAGAACUGUGUACGGCGACCAUGAACGCUUCGAGCAAAUCUACUUUGACAGAUUCAAAGGAUACUAUUUCACCGGCGAUGGAGCAUACAGAGACAAGGACGGCUACUAUUGGAUAACUGGCCGAGCUGAUGAUGUCAUCAACGUGUCGGGUCAUCGUAUCGGCACUGCGGAGGUCGAGAGUGCUCUUGUGGCACAUCCGGCUGUCGUCGAAGCCGCAGUGGUUGGCAAGCCGGACGAUGAGAAGGGCGAAGUGACGUAUUGCUUUGUGACGCUACACGAUGGUGCUGUUUUCAACGACGCUUUAGUUGAGGAUCUGAAAGAGCAAGUUCGUUUGAAGAUCGGACGAUUUGCUGCUCCGCAUGUCAUACAGAACACUCCUGCUCUACCGAAGACGAGAUCCGGGAAAAUCAUGCGCCGCAUCUUACGCAGAGUCGUACGCAAUGAUCACGACUUAGGUGACGUCUCAACCCUGGCCGACUCCAGCGUCAUCGAGCAACUGUUUGCAAACAGACCAGAACAACUCUAGACGGCCUAGACAAUAACCUUUUUUGCUUGCAUUGAACCUUUCUGCAAUUCGCAGCGAUUGCCAUUAAUUAAGUGUUUCUGUCUGAUGAAAAACGAUUUCAAGCACAUUUAAUAAAUCACGUGAUCAGUCACGUGACCACACAUCGAA
Corticium candelabrum is the source of this 2283-nucleotide messenger RNA. RefSeq names its product acetyl-coenzyme A synthetase, cytoplasmic-like. NCBI's taxonomy places the organism in Eukaryota, Metazoa, Porifera, Homoscleromorpha, Homosclerophorida, Plakinidae. The record is from RefSeq and is a predicted model, not a curated record. Gene Ontology annotation, molecular function: AMP binding; acetyl-CoA synthetase activity. The transcript is spliced from 16 exons. Bases 31 to 2136 code for a protein of 701 amino acids.